Molecule: messenger RNA, 915 nt
Organism: Hymenoscyphus albidus
Lineage: Eukaryota; Fungi; Ascomycota; Leotiomycetes; Helotiales; Helotiaceae
Source: the annotation of a GenBank genome assembly
GAAACAUGACCUCGCAAGGAGUGAAUAAAGUGGGUGAGCUGGAGGCGAGAGUCUACUAGGGUAUGACCCGAAAAGUCAUUAGCUCCGAUGUGAUUCACCCGGCAAAGCCUCAAGGUCGCACAGCACAGCCUUACCGCCGAAGCGCCCGCCAUAAGUUCCUGUGAGAGCCCUCUUGCUAUCAACUGUGAACACCACCACACAAACAACAAGCCACUUCUCACCGCGCAAACACAAAUAGCCUCAAAACUUGCAAAUAUCACUAGAACCUCUCUCAGUCUACAUCUACCAACACACCCAAACUCAUCAUGGACGACUGGGACCAAGUUACCAAGAUUGGAAGCAAGACCCGUGGCGGAGGAGGAGGAGUACGAGAGACCGUCGUCCGCGGAAAGUCUGCCCUCAACGCCGCCCAGCGCUCAGGAGCCGUCAUCGGCACAGAAAAGAAAUUCGGCGCUGGUAACUCGGUUUGUGCCCCCCCUUCGAUCUGCCAGGUUGCACCUCCCCCACUAACAUUCCCAUAGGCAUCAAAACCCGGUGUUGAAGGCCAACAUCUCACCAAAGUCGAUCGCAGUGAUGACAUCGUCAAGCCAAACACUGUCGGAAAGGUAGUCGGAACAGCCAUCUCCGACCAACGGCAGAAGAUGGAGCCAAAGAUGACACAGAAGGAUUUGGCCACCAAGUGUAAUACCACCCAAACGAUCGUGGCCGAUUUCGAGAGAGGAACUGCGACUCCGGAUCAGAAGGUGUUGGCUGCGAUGGAGAGAGUACUAGGCAUCAAGUUGCGAGGAAGCGAUAUUGGGGCUCCACGAUUUGGUCCUAAGAAGAAGUGAGCGAUGGCGGGGUAAAAUUUGCCAGGGAUGGGAAGUGUGGGGGGAAACUCAUGAAUUAUGAAGAACCCCGUGGAGGGGCAAUGGG